AUGGCCGACGCACCCAGCACAAACAAGGCCUUCGUGCCUCUAGAGAACAACCCAGAAGUCAUGUCCCACCUAAUCCACCAACUCGGACUUCCUCCCUCCGUCGGCUUCACAGACGUCUACUCGAUCGACGAGCCGGACCUACUCGCCUUCGUACCCCGCCCCUCCUACGCCCUCCUCCUCGUCUUCCCCGUCUCCCCCACCUACGAAGCCUCCCGCACCACCGAAGACACGCCACUCCCCGAAUACACAGGCUCCGGGGCCUCGGAACCCGUGAUGUGGUUCAAGCAGACGAUCCGGAACGCCUGCGGGCUCAUCGGCCUCCUGCAUGCCGUGUCGAACGGCGAGGCGAGGAAACACGUCCUCCCCGGUUCGGAUCUGGAGGGUCUCCUGCGUGACGCGGAGCCGCUGGGCCCCGUGCAGCGGGCGGAUCUGCUAUACGAGAGCAAGGCGUUGGAGAGCGCGCAUGCCGACGCGGCGAAGUUGGGGGAUACCGCGGCGCCGGAGGCCGAGGAUAAUGUGGACUUGCACUUUGUGGCGUUCGUGAAGGGCGAGGAUGGUCGGUUGUGGGAGCUGGAUGGGCGUCGGAAGGGCCCGUUGGAGCGCGGUCAGUUGGCGGAUGAUGAGGAUGCGUUGAGUGAGAAGGCGUUGGAGCUGGGUGUGCGUCGGUUCUUGGGCGUGGAGGCCGCUGGGGGGAACCCGGAUUUGCGAUUUAGUCUGGUGAGCUUGGGGCCGGUCUUUGAGUAG
Messenger RNA from Aspergillus melleus, 744 nucleotides. It is a transcript of the gene YUH1, whose product is annotated as ubiquitin carboxyl-terminal hydrolase. The coding region runs from base 1 to 744 and encodes 247 amino acids. The record is from RefSeq and is a predicted model, not a curated record. Gene Ontology annotation, biological process: ubiquitin-dependent protein catabolic process; protein deubiquitination. The transcript is spliced from 2 exons. Gene Ontology annotation, molecular function: cysteine-type deubiquitinase activity. Gene Ontology annotation, cellular component: cytoplasm. Lineage: Eukaryota; Fungi; Ascomycota; Eurotiomycetes; Eurotiales; Aspergillaceae.